UGAGGACCCAUCUUCCUCACCUGUCAAUUUCUCUCCCCACGGAAGGAGCUCCUCUCUCUCUCUCUCUCCCCUCCCUCCCUCUCAACCGGGGAUUCGUUUAUCUAUGUCAUUUUUGCGUUGUGUAGUGCUUGGCUUGCAUGCUGAUUGUUGCUGCUCCGAUUCGUUACCCAAAGUGGACCUUCCUGUUCUUGUUCUUGGCUCCGGAACUGAGCCAUGGCGGCCAAGAAGGCUUGCGAGUCCUUUUCCAAGGGGUUGAUCGAGGACGUUCACAGAUGGGGUUGUCUCAAGCAGACGGGGGUGAGCUUGAGGUACAUGAUGGAAUUUGGGUCCAAACCUACUAUUAAGAAUUUGCUGAUUUCCGCUCAGUUCCUUCACAAGGAACUUCCCAUUAGGAUCGCUAGAAGAGCUAUUGAGCUCGAGAGGCUUCCAUAUGGAUUAUCUCAAAAGCCUGCCGUCUUGAAGGUUCGAGAUUGGUACUUAGAUUCCUUCCGUGAUGUUAGAUCUUUUCCUGAGAUCAAGAAUAUGAAUGAUGAGAAAGAAUUCACUGAAAUGAUAAAGGCCAUCAAGGUGAGACACAACAAUGUGGUACCCGCGAUGGCAUUGGGUGUUCAACAGUUAAAGAAAGGUAUGGAUCCAAAGAUAGUUUAUGAAGAUCUUGAUGAUAUUCAGCAGUUCCUUGAUCGGUUCUACAUGUCAAGAAUUGGAAUCCGUAUGCUUAUUGGGCAGCAUGUUGAGUUGCACAAUCCCAAUCCUCCUCCUCAUGUUGUAGGUUAUAUACAUACAAAAAUGUCUCCAAUGGAGGUGGCAAGGACUGCUAGUGAAGAUGCUCGUGCUAUAUGUUAUCGUGAAUAUGGCAGUGCUCCUGAUGUUCAGAUAUAUGGGGAUCCUGAUUUUACUUUUCCGUAUGUUCCUGCUCAUUUGCAUCUAAUGGUAUUUGAGUUGGUUAAGAACUCACUGCGUGCUGUCCAAGAGCGAUUUAUGGAUUCUGACAAAGUUGCACCUCCCAUCAGAAUAAUAGUUGCUGAUGGGGAAGAGGAUGUCACCAUAAAGGUUUCAGAUGAGGGAGGGGGAAUUCCAAGAAGCGGUCUUCCAAAAAUUUUUACUUAUCUCUACAGUACUGCUAGAAACCCAUUGGAUGAGCAUUCAGAUAUUGGAACAGCUAAUGCGGUGACAAUGGCUGGAUAUGGAUAUGGACUUCCAAUUAGCCGCUUGUAUGCUCGGUACUUCGGUGGUGAUCUUCAAAUAAUCUCUAUGGAAGGAUACGGGACUGAUGCAUAUCUCCAUUUGUCUCGUCUGGGAGAUUCUCAAGAACCUUUGCCGUGAAAGUAACACUAAGCUGGGUCCUCCUGACUCCAAGUUACCUGAAGUUACUGGGGCAAGCGCUGUGCAGUGAAAAAAGUGACUAAAUAAAAUAACAGAUUUACUGUCAUUUUUCCAUUCUACUAAUUGGUAGUUUCUUUUGUAGAUAUGCCACAAUAUGAUCCUCGAAGAUUAUGCCUUAGAAAUGAUUGUCUAGUUUUUGGCAUCUUGCCCAAUCUCGUUCCUACACGCUCCUUGUCCUCAAACUUGUAUUAUUCCGCCCCUGUUGGAAAUGGAAUUUCUGUCGUAUUUGACGUUGAUAAAAGGAUUUUAUUACUAGGAUA
This is a messenger RNA of Prosopis cineraria, 1643 nucleotides long. Its product is annotated as pyruvate dehydrogenase (acetyl-transferring) kinase, mitochondrial-like. Gene Ontology annotation, cellular component: mitochondrion. The record is from RefSeq and is a predicted model, not a curated record. The transcript has 6 exons. Gene Ontology annotation, molecular function: pyruvate dehydrogenase (acetyl-transferring) kinase activity. Bases 214 to 1323 code for a protein of 369 amino acids. Gene Ontology annotation, biological process: regulation of glucose metabolic process; protein phosphorylation. Lineage: Eukaryota; Viridiplantae; Streptophyta; Magnoliopsida; Fabales; Fabaceae.